AUGCAGCUCUCUCGGGCUCUCUUCGUUCUUACUGCUGCUGGCCUUGCCAGCGCCCAGAUCCCAGAUGUCCCUAACUGCUCCCUGAACUGCUUCAUCAGCGGACUCACUGGAGAUGGAUGCUCCCAAUUGACCGACUUUGCCUGUCACUGCCAGAAGCCCUCUCUCGUCGACACAAUCACUCCCUGCGUGCAAAAGGCAUGCGAUGUUGAGGAUCAGUCGUCCGUCUCGAACAUCGUUGUCUCCGAGUGCUCCGCAGCCGGCCACCCUAUCUCAGUUCCCCCAAUUGGUGCCGCGACCACCUCCGCUGAGAGCUCUGCCACCACUACUGAAUCCUCCAGCGGCGCCGGCUCAGCGACUCACACCUCCGUAACUGUCACUCCCACUCCCACUGGAACUCAGACUUCAAGCCACAUUGGUUCUUCAUCUCCUGUCACAUCUCCGCCCUCUUCGUCUGGAUCUGCCACGCCUACGGGCUCAUCCUCGGCGAAUCACUCUGGGUCUGUAUCUGGGUCUGCGUCUGCAUCCAGCUCAGAGUCAGCAUCCACCAGCCCCCCUAUCUUUACGGGUGCUGCUUCUAACGUCAAGGGAAGCCUGGCCGGUAUUGCUGCUGCUGCUGCUGCCGCCGCCGCCGCGGCUAUGCUGUAA
Messenger RNA from Aspergillus wentii DTO 134E9, 645 nucleotides. RefSeq names its product CFEM domain-containing protein. The record is from RefSeq and is a predicted model, not a curated record. NCBI's taxonomy places the organism in Eukaryota, Fungi, Ascomycota, Eurotiomycetes, Eurotiales, Aspergillaceae. Bases 1 to 645 code for a protein of 214 amino acids. The transcript is spliced from 3 exons.